GUAUAAUAAAACAGUUACAGAGAGAGGGGAGAGGUGUGAAAAUGGCGGCUUUGAGCAUCUUAUCCCAAUUUCCACCCCAAAACCUUAACAUUUCUUCUAAUUUUAAUAAUAUUAAUAUUAACACUUGUUUUUAUUUUAAUAAUAGUCAUGAUUUUGGUUAUAAUCAUAAAAAAAUACAGUCUUUGCCUUCUUCUUAUCAUCAAUGUUCCUCUUCAUCAAAUAUUAUGCCACCCCAUUUCUCCAAAUCAGGCUGUGUUAAUUCAUGGAUGCAAGAUAACUCCGAGCCCCAAAACUCGAUUUCUGUCAAUAAGUCAUUGAAGGGUCGAGUGCAUUCAUCUUUUCCCACAACACCAGCACAAGUUUCGUCGGUAGAAGAUCUUUACGAGUUUAUAUGUUCCGGACCCCUUCUAAGCAAGUUCGGCUUGACCUCAGAAAAAAUCGGUGAUUCCAUUGAUAAGUGGAUAUCAUAUGGUUUGCAAUUAUCCCGAUUGUUUCAGCUCAAUGAAUUGUACCUUAAUGAUGCUCAAAAAGCAAGGUUUUAUCACUAUUACAUACCGGUUUUUAUAUGGUGCGAAGAGAAGAUAUCCAAGCAUACGUCCCAGUUUAAGGAGGGAGAAGAUAUACCUCCAUUAGUGAUUGGUUUUAGUGCGCCUCAAGGUUGUGGGAAGACCACACUUGUCUUUGCUCUUAAUUACCUCUUCAAAGUCACCGGAAGGAAUUCUGCAACAUUAUCAAUAGAUGAUUUUUAUUUGACAGCAGAGGAUCAGGCUAAAUUGAGAGAAGCAAAUGCAGGAAAUGCACUUUUAGAGUUCCGCGGAAAUGCUGGAAGUCAUGAUCUUCCAUUCUCUGUUGAAACUCUGACAGCUCUAAGCAAAUUGACAAAAGAAGGUAUGAAGAUGAAGCUACCUCGAUAUGAUAAAUCGGCCUACAGUGGGAGAGGUGACAGAGCUGAUCCUUCGAAAUGGCCAGAGGUUGAAGGACCAGUAACCGUGAUUCUGUUUGAAGGCUGGAUGCUUGGCUUUAAACCUGUUCCAGUGGACGUUGUCAAAGCCGUUGAUCCACAGCUAGAGACAGUUAAUAAGAACCUUGAAGUUUAUUAUGAUGCUUGGGACAAGUUUAUAAAGGCAUGGGUUGUCAUCAAGAUUCAGGAUCCCAGCUAUGUCUACCAGUGGCGUUUGCAGGCAGAGAUUGCCAUGAGGGAGGCAGGACUACCCGGAAUGACGGAUGAGGAGGUUAUGGAUUUUGUUUCUCGUUACUUGCCGGCGUACAAGGCUUACCUUCCUACGCUCUAUGCUGAAGGACCUAGUGGAUCAAAUCCAGACGAUGUCCUCCUCAUCGAUAUUGACGAAGGGAGAAAUCCCAUCCUAGGUAAUUAGAUAACUGCAUGUUCAGAUUGAAUAUCACUCUUGAAGCCCAAUUUUGGUUUCUUUGAAUGUAUGAAAUUUGCAGUUUGUGUUGGGGUUUGGGGAUAAAUAGGGACAUGGAAACAGUCGGAUGUAAAUUUACAAUGUAACAUAUUCCAAAUAAGUAUUAAAAGUUUCAUUUGGCA
This is a messenger RNA of Mercurialis annua (annual mercury), 1549 nucleotides long. RefSeq names its product D-glycerate 3-kinase, chloroplastic. The transcript is spliced from 12 exons. Gene Ontology annotation, biological process: photorespiration. Lineage: Eukaryota; Viridiplantae; Streptophyta; Magnoliopsida; Malpighiales; Euphorbiaceae. Gene Ontology annotation, cellular component: cytoplasm. The coding region runs from base 42 to 1376 and encodes 444 amino acids. The record is from RefSeq and is a predicted model, not a curated record.